Molecule: messenger RNA, 1781 nt
Organism: Pararge aegeria (speckled wood butterfly)
Lineage: Eukaryota; Metazoa; Arthropoda; Insecta; Lepidoptera; Nymphalidae
Gene: ova
Exons: 1
Coding region: 300-1697 (465 amino acids)
Source: RefSeq, a predicted model, not a curated record
AGACUUCUUCAAACAACUUACCAAUUAUACUCUGUGGAGUUGGGUUACGGAAAAAGAAAUAAGUCUUUCUCUUUUUAGUUAACGAACGCGUUUGUGCAUUUUAUGUAUUUCGGUGCUUGCAAAAGUUUUUGUAUCAUCAAUUUCGUAAUUUGUAUCUAGUGCAGAGCAAAUGUUUCGCAGUUAACAUGUAUCGGUUUCGAGCAGAUUCCAUGGCGGAUUAUGUUACCGUUACUGUGUUGUGUGGAUUGAGAUCGCAAGCGCUGACUGGCCGACUACGAUGACCGUAAGCGACAGCAAAUAUGAUCGCGAAUCUACCGCUGCUCUUCGCUGACGGGAACCCGACGGCACUGUCAAAGAUCAAGGCCAGGAAGUUGGAGAAGUUCAUAACAUUUAUGGUGACAUGUUCCUGGGGACACGACACUGCGAAAGAGAUUCGGCAGCCGCCUUGGUGGCCAAGCAACGUCGCCUUUUCCCACCCGUUCGUGAGGCCCCAGGAAGUGCCCGAAGACUGGGAGCUGAGGCUGAAGAGCUUGGUAAAGAAAUGCUACGAUUUUCACAAGAGCACUUUUCUUCUAGUAUUUUCCGCACAGCUCGCGCGUUAUCAGCACAAAAAGCUGAGGUAUGUUGACAACCGUGAUCAUACAACGUCUCUCUACUACCGUCCCAAUGGACGUCUCUUAGUAACUUUCCGUAAUGAAAAUCUGUUCUAUGACCGGGACACGAUAGAAGCAAUAGAACCCUAUGUCAAAUCCACUGACAUAUACUUAUGUGAUAACUGUGACAGCCAUUUUGAUAAUUUAGAAGUUCUACAAGCACAUGAAAGACUUUGUAAUAAUGAAAUUGUACCCUCUAGCCAGGUUGUACCCACUGGUGGUCUGCCUGAAUUUCUAUCAGCAUUGAAACUGUUGCCACUCGGGGAAAAGUAUGAAAAUAAGAUAUGUAAGGAUAUUGAAGCAGAUUCAAGGCCAAGAAAUGCAAGAAGUGCAGCCAAUAUCGACAGAGGGCCACCGUACCCAUUUUCCUCCUUAGCAUACAUGAAAAAUGCAAAAAUCAAUGCUCAAAGGGAUACAAGCUUUUCUAGGGAAAGAAUAGAAAGAUAUUGUUGUGUCCCUGCAUCACAUAGUAAAAAUUUAGUUAGCAAAGGCAAAGGACAGUUUCCAGUUAGAUACAGGAGGCCUAUUGAUUACUGGCAUCGGAGACAUGUGUUUCCUGACCAAAGGAAAAAGAAAAUUCUUGAUCUCAAAGCCCAAUUGAUGCUGUUAAAAUGUAGACCCGUAUCGGUGGAUGUCCAGAGGAUGUCUACAGAGAAAAUGCAAGAAUACAUUGAUAAACUACGGGAUGAGGCAGAGAGUAAGCAGGAUAAUGAGGACAAGGAUAUAGUGUUUGUGGAUGCAGACCAGCCACCGGACAAUGAAGUGAAGAGUGGUGAUCCACUCAAGAGUGACUGUGAAGUGAUUGAUCUGUGUUCAGAUGAUGAGACACCUAGUGUGAAUGAGAACUGUGAUCCUAGGGCAGGAGUGACGUGUGUGAUGCGAGGCGGCGCGGUUCUGCGGCGUACGGCGGCCACGCCGCAGGCAUUGCCUGCGGAGCCCUGCGGCGCACGCCAGCGUCCUCUAGGAUCCCUCAUAUUGCAACCACAUCCGGUUAUCUUGAUAACUCAUACUCUGAACAAUUUACAGGCUAUAGCUUUAGAUUAGUUAUGUAUGUAUGAGUUGAACUGUAGAUAUUAUGAUACAUGCUGACAUUUAUUUAUUAUCUUCCUGAUUAAACUUUAAUGUUCA